Messenger RNA from Micropterus dolomieu (smallmouth bass), 2633 nucleotides. It is a transcript of the gene atp6v1b2a, whose product is annotated as ATPase, H+ transporting, lysosomal, V1 subunit B, member a. Gene Ontology annotation, molecular function: ATP binding; proton-transporting ATPase activity, rotational mechanism. The record is from RefSeq and is a predicted model, not a curated record. Bases 103 to 1614 code for a protein of 503 amino acids. NCBI's taxonomy places the organism in Eukaryota, Metazoa, Chordata, Actinopteri, Centrarchiformes, Centrarchidae. Gene Ontology annotation, cellular component: proton-transporting V-type ATPase, V1 domain. Gene Ontology annotation, biological process: proton transmembrane transport; ATP metabolic process. The transcript is spliced from 14 exons.
CACAUGAUCACCGCUCUGCUAUCAUUCCUGUUAUUCAGCACCAGUUAGCAGAACACAACCACCAACGUUAGCUUUCUCAGGCUCUCUUUUCCUUAUCCGACGAUGGCAACAUUGGUGGCAAACAGGGCGAUGGACGUCAACGGCUUGGCAGCAGCUGCGAGGACACACACCCAGGCUGUGACCAGGAAUUACAUCUCUCAACCCAGGCUAACCUACUCGACUGUGUCCGGUGUAAAUGGUCCCCUGGUGAUCCUGGAUAAUGUGAAGUUCCCCAGAUACGCUGAGAUUGUUCACCUAACCCUGCCGGAUGGCACUAAGAGGAGUGGGCAGGUCCUGGAGGUGAUUGGAAGUAAGGCAGUUGUCCAGGUGUUUGAGGGAACAUCAGGGAUCGAUGCCAAGAAGACAGCCUGCGAGUUUACUGGCGAUAUCCUGCGGACCCCAGUGUCAGAGGACAUGCUAGGGCGUGUGUUCAACGGCUCAGGCAAACCCAUUGACCGUGGUCCCACUGUUCUGGCUGAGGACUACCUGGACAUCAUGGGUCAACCUAUCAACCCUCAGUGCCGUAUCUACCCCGAGGAGAUGAUCCAGACCGGCAUCUCAGCCAUCGAUGGCAUGAACAGCAUUGCCAGAGGACAGAAGAUCCCGAUUUUUUCUGCUGCUGGGCUUCCCCACAACGAGAUUGCUGCCCAGAUCUGUCGCCAGGCCGGCCUGGUGCAGAAAUCUAAGGAUGUGAUGGACUACAGUGCUGAGAACUUUGCCAUUGUCUUUGCAGCCAUGGGGGUCAACAUGGAAACUGCCCGCUUCUUCAAGUCUGAUUUUGAGGAGAAUGGCUCCAUGGACAACGUCUGCCUUUUCCUCAACCUGGCCAAUGACCCCACCAUCGAGCGUAUUAUCACCCCACGCCUGGCGCUGACUUCAGCAGAAUACCUGGCCUACCAGUGUGAGAAGCAUGUCCUGGUCAUCCUGACUGACAUGAGCUCCUACGCCGAGGCUCUGAGAGAGGUCUCUGCUGCCCGAGAGGAAGUGCCCGGCCGUCGAGGCUUUCCAGGCUACAUGUACACUGAUCUGGCCACCAUCUACGAACGUGCCGGCCGAGUGGAGGGCAGAAACGGCUCCAUCACCCAGAUCCCCAUUCUCACCAUGCCCAAUGAUGACAUCACCCAUCCAAUUCCUGAUCUGACUGGAUACAUCACAGAGGGACAGGUCUAUGUUGACAGACAGCUGCACAACAGACAGAUCUACCCACCUAUCAAUGUGUUGCCCUCACUGUCCCGUCUGAUGAAGUCAGCCAUCGGUGAGGGGAUGACCAGGAAGGACCAUGCUGAUGUUUCUAACCAGCUGUAUGCCUGUUAUGCCAUUGGUAAAGACGUCCAGGCUAUGAAGGCUGUGGUUGGAGAAGAAGCCCUCACCUCUGAUGAUCUGCUCUACCUUGAGUUCCUACAGAAGUUUGAGAAGAAUUUCAUUGCUCAGGGCCCGUACGACAACAGGACAGUGUAUGAAACCCUGGACAUCGGCUGGCAGCUGCUGCGAAUCUUCCCCAAGGAGAUGCUCAAGAGGAUUCCUCAGAGCACCCUGGCUGAGUUUUACCCCAGGGAGUCUGCCGCCCGUCACUGAGGCACGCUGAGGGAUGCUCUGGUUCUAGCCCAACUCACCUUUCUACCCACCAUCCUUCUUUCCCUUUUAUUCCUUUCUUUCAUCUCAUUCUCCAGCCCUGCACUUGAAGGGGCCUGGAGACCCACCCCAAACCUCACCUCUUCUUUCUCCACUCUUCUUACUACCUCCAGUUCAUCUUCUUCUCCAACACCACCCCCACUUCCCUACCCUGAAUGACCACAGGGCAAUAAUCUCCCCUUCUGUAGAUGUACUGUAGCGUAGAUGUGUCCAGACGGUGUAUAUGGAAAGUGUCGGUGGUUGUAAUGUCUACCCUUGAUUGCAAAAAUGUGAACAUAUCCUUGAAAUGAUAGAGUCCUUAUUUAUUGGGGUGUGUUACUGCUGGAUCUUCCUUUUCAUUUGAAAAAAAAAAAUGCUAUGUAAUAUCAAUCUUCCCACUAAAGAGUGGGAGAUAUAGGGUGGUUGUCAAAAUACCAAAUACCCUGAAAUACAGCCCCCCUGCAGCCAGGUUUUUAUUAAGACAGUCAGUAAUGUUAAUUCAACUUGAUUGUCAUUUUCUAAACUAAAAGGCAGGCUUACAGUGAAUAUUUGCUGAACACAAACUCGGAGCUUGAACAUCAUAAAUGUCACCUGAGGGUCGAGUGUUUCUUAUUUUGUCCACUCCCUCUGUAUUUGUUAAUAAUACGCAACUGCUAUAUUUUUUCAUGUCAGUGGUUUAUUUGGCUAUUGGUCAGAUUUCCAUGCUGGGGAAAGCAUCCUUAGUAAACAGGCAAACUUGGGCCAGAUGUUUACUGUAUGUUACACCAGACUCUUUCCUCCCUCUUUUGGGCCCUCUUGCUUCCUCCACUGAUUCUGAAAAGUAUACAGUGGAUGUUAUCGUUAUUUGUGUUUUGCUGUUUGAUUUGUGUUGCGAAAGAUGAGUAUGUAAGAGUAUAUUAAACAUUCCCAUGUGUCGAAUUCUUUGUUGUGCAACAAUAAUGGUUUUGUGAGUUUGUGUCCAUGAAUAAAUUAAAUUAUGAUUA